Selaginella moellendorffii is the source of this 488-nucleotide messenger RNA. RefSeq lists its product as uncharacterized. The transcript has a single exon. The record is from RefSeq and is a predicted model, not a curated record. Bases 92 to 388 code for a protein of 98 amino acids. NCBI's taxonomy places the organism in Eukaryota, Viridiplantae, Streptophyta, Lycopodiopsida, Selaginellales, Selaginellaceae.
GGGCUCCUCGCCACUCGUAGCGGCCAGCAUUGGCGGAGCCCUAGAAAGGAUAGAUAUUUUCGUGGGGUUAGGGGUUUAGAUUAGGGCUCCUAUGGAGGAGAAGAGAGCGGCUUCCACCGCGAAGGCGGAGAACGAGAUCGACGCCAUUUUCGCAGAGAGAUCGAGCGCCAAGAAGAGGAAGAAGCCAGCAGUUGAGCAAGAACAGCAGCCCAAGGCCAGGAAAAGGGUAAAGAAGAAGAAGAAGAAGAAUGCCGCGAAGAAUCAGGAAGAAAAGAGGAAGAAAACGCAGGAGGGAUUCAGUGUGUACACCGAAGAGGAGCUGGGGUGCAACAAGAAGGACGCCGGUGGCACCGCGCUCUGCCCAUUCGAUUGCGAUUGCUGCUUCUGAGCGAAGAACCCUAAUUCCCCCGAGAAGAGAAUAUUUCUCUAGGGUUCUAUAGAAUAUCCUGUAUCUUUUUUCUCUUGUUUUGAAUUGAAAGCUAUCGCUA